Messenger RNA from Miscanthus lutarioriparius, 1965 nucleotides. NCBI's taxonomy places the organism in Eukaryota, Viridiplantae, Streptophyta, Magnoliopsida, Poales, Poaceae. The record is from the annotation of a GenBank genome assembly.
AUGGCCGCCGCGUUGCACAAGCCCCUGGGCGCGAUCACCGCCGACGACCUCGCCGCGGCGGCGCCUGGGUCGGACGCCACCGCGCUCCACUCGGCGCUCCGGCGCGCGCUCGACUCGCACGGCCCCGCCGCGGUGUGGGGAACUCUGCCGGUCCGUGCUCCGUCCGUCCGUCCCUUCGCCGUCCACCGGAUGCUCUACUACGGCUGCUUCGCCGGGUUCCCGUCCCCGACGCCGCCGGCCUGGACCCCCGACCCCAAGGAGGCUGCCUUGACCAAUGUCGGCCGUGUCCUGGAGGCGCGCGGGAAGGACUUCAUCGGCGACGCGUACAAGGAUCCCAUCACCAGCUUCCCAGACCUCCACAAGUUCUCCAACGAGAACCCAGAGGCGUACUGGAAGAUGGUAUUUGAGGAGAUGGAUGUCGAAUUCAGUGUAGAGCCAUCCUGCAUCUGGAGAGAGAACGCUGCGUAUCCCGGUGGCGAGUGGCUACCAGGCGCCGAGCUGAACGCUGCUGCGAAUUGCUUGACUGCUAAACCCGGGAGGAGCUCCGACAGUCCAGCCAUUGUAUGGAGGGAUGAGGGGAAGGAUUCUGAGCCUCUGAACUUUAUGUCCCUAGAGGAAUUGAGGAAGAAAGUUUGGUGGGAUUACAUCCUUCGUGAUGACAAAGAACUGCCAUUGUACAGUAGAGUUGUGGAGGCUAAGGCCCCUAUGGCAAUUGUGAUUCCUGUAAGGGGGUCUUUGCCAAUAAAGGGACUACGUGUUGACGACCUUUCCUGGCAAGAUUUCCUUGGAAAGGUUAAUCAUACCGAGGCGGAAAAUUACACUGCUGUUAAGCAACCUGCCUAUGCAUUCACCAAUGUCCUAUUUUCAUCAGGGACCACAGGGGAGCCCAAAGCAAUUCCAUGGACACAUAUAACACCCCUAAAGGCAGCUGCGGAUGGAUGGUGUCACAUGGAUAUUCGUAAAGGAGAUGUUGUUUCAUGGCCAACUAAUCUUGGUUGGAUGAUGGGUCCUUGGCUUGUUUAUGCCUCCUUACUGAAUGGAGCUUCCAUGGCUCUGUAUAAUGGCUCCCCAAAUAGUUCAGGCUUUGCAAAGUUUGUACAGGAUGCUAAGGUGACAAUGCUUGGACUGGUACCCAGCAUCGCUCGUACAUGGAAGAAUACAGACUGUACAGCUGGACUAGACUGGUCCUCCAUCCGAUGCUUUAGCUCAUCUGGGGAGGCAUCCAGUGUGGAUGAUUAUUUAUGGCUGAUGGGAAGAGCUGGCUACAAGCCAGUAAUUGAGUACUGUGGAGGCACAGAGAUUGGUGGUGGAUUUGUUACUGGAUCCUUGCUGCAACCUCAAGCGUUGUCUGCAUUCAGCACACCUGCCAUGGGUUGUAACCUAUUCAUUCUUGAUAGCAGCGGGAAUCCUUUGCCACAAGACUGUGUGGGUAUUGGUGAACUUGCACUUGAUCCAACUUUAUUUGGAUCAUCAACAACACUUCUGAAUGCUGAUCAUCAGGAGGUUUAUUUCAACGGAAUGCCAGAAUGGCACGGGAAAAUCCUCCAUGAGCAUGGAGAUGAAUUUGAGCGUACUUCUGACGGGUAUUAUAGGGCUCAUGGGCGUGCAGAUGAUACAAUGAACCUUGGUGGAAUUAAGGUUAGUUCCAUUGAGAUUGAGAGGAUCUGCAACAGAGUACAUGACGCCAUCGUUGAAACAGCAGCUAUCGGGGUUCCACCUGUAGGGGGUGGCCCUGAACAACUAACCAUAGCCGUCGUGUUGAAAGACCAGAGCUCACAAGUAGAGGACUGGAACCAGCUGAAACUAGCAUUCAACGUGGCUCUGAAGAAACUGAACCCUCUGUUCAAGGUUUCCUCCGUCGUUGUGGUCCCAUCUCUCCCUAGAACCGCCUCUAACAAGGUCAUGAGGAGAGUCCUGCGCAAGGAGUUCAGCCAGGCAGCCCAGGCAAAGCAUUCGAAAAUAUAG